Molecule: messenger RNA, 3650 nt
Organism: Manihot esculenta (cassava)
Lineage: Eukaryota; Viridiplantae; Streptophyta; Magnoliopsida; Malpighiales; Euphorbiaceae
Product: homeobox-leucine zipper protein HDG2
Exons: 13
Coding region: 923-3121 (732 amino acids)
Biological process (GO): regulation of DNA-templated transcription
Molecular function (GO): DNA-binding transcription factor activity, RNA polymerase II-specific; DNA binding; lipid binding
Source: RefSeq, a predicted model, not a curated record
CCCCUAUGGGAAAAUUAAACAAACCAAAUGCUUAUCUCUCUCUCUCUUUCUCUUUCUCUCCCUUAGCAAUUACACCUCUCCACCAUUAAAUGCUAUUGCAUCCUCUCUAUACGCUCUGCAAUAACUCCUCGCUGCCACAUUUCCCUCCAUCUGUAUCCCUCUUCCUCCUUCCCUUUGAUUCUUUUCUUCAUCUUCUUCCUUCUUUCACCUUCUUCUUUUAAAAAUUUUAUUGUCUCUUUCAUUUCUCUUCUUUCUCUCUCACCCUCGUAUCUUCUUACCAUAAAAGCUUAAUUUCUCCAAAGCUGCUCAGGAAACCACUUAAGCCCACCUCAGAAGAGUGAUCUCUCUCUUCCACAAGAUUUGGGCUAAAGCAAGAAAGGAAGCAGCCAAGGCAAAGUUGGAUUCUUGGAGAUCGUAGUUGAGCGUUGCGUAUAAUAAUUAUAAGUAUUUGCAUUUACGGGUGGUUUUGCCAGAUUUUUUGUCUGUCAAAGGUGGUUUUUGUCAACUCUAUCUUUUUUAUUAUAUUCUGUGUCUAUCUCUUACAUUGGUACGUAAGAACAAGAUAGACCUAAGAAAGAGAGAAACCCAUUUCAACGGCAGAACCGAAAACCAAAGUCAGCUCUGUCUGCCAGAGAAUCUAUGCGGACCUUAGCCCCUCUAAUCUCCUUAUAAAGGAAAACUCCAAACUUACGGCCACUUGCUAGACUGAGAAGUGAGAAACCAGUCCAUUUAUCUUUUUAUCCAGUUUAUUAGGGUUCGUGGGUAACUGAAAUAUGCCAGCCGGAGUAAUGAUUCCGGCAAGAAACAUGCCGUCGAUGAUUGGGACUAAUGGGAGUGUUGGUGGGUUCGGAUCAACUUCAGGGCUUUCACUUGGUCAGAUUGAAAAACCAUAAGCUUCAAGAAAUCUUAAAGAUCUGUAGAUAUGUUCCAGCCAAACAUGAUGGACAGUCAGCUUCACCAUCUGGAUAUGACUCAAAACACCUCCGAAAGCGAUUUAGUUCGACUCAGAGAUGAAGAAUUUGACAGUACUAAUACUAAAUCCGGCAGCGACAACCAUGAAGGUGCAUCCGGCGACGAUCAAGAUCCACGCCCCAAAAAGAAGCGAUAUCACCGCCAUACUCAGCAUCAGAUCCAAGAAAUGGAAGCUUUCUUCAAAGAGUGUCCACACCCAGAUGACAAGCAAAGGAAGGAGCUAAGCCGUGAAUUAGGGUUGGAGCCAUUGCAGGUCAAGUUCUGGUUCCAGAACAAACGUACCCAAAUGAAGACCCAACAUGAGCGCCAUGAAAAUACACAGCUUCGAACUGAGAACGAAAAGCUUAGGGCUGAUAAUAUGAGGUAUAGAGAAGCUCUUAGCAAUGCUUCGUGUCCCAAUUGUGGAGGUCCUACUGCUAUUGGUGAGAUGUCCUUUGAUGAACAUCAUUUGAGGCUAGAAAACACCAGAUUAAGAGAAGAGAUUGAUAGAAUUUCAGCCAUUGCUGCUAAGUAUGUUGGAAAGCCUGUGGUGAACUAUCCUCUUUUAUCAUCUCCAAUGGCUCCACGACCUCUCGAACUUGGGGUUGGGAAUUUCGGAGCACAGCCAGGAAUUGGAGGGGACAUUUAUGGAGCUGGAGACUUGCUUAGGUCAAUAGGUGGACAUAGUGAUGCUGAUAAGCCCAUGAUAAUAGAGCUUGCAGUUGCAGCCAUGGAGGAACUUAUCAGAAUGGCACAGAUGGGUGAGCCAUUAUGGAUGAGCAGCCUUGAUGGAACAAAUGCUGUACUAAAUGAAGAUGAAUACAUUAGGAUCUUCCCUAGAGGAAUUGGACCAAAACCUUCUGGUUUUAAAUGCGAGGCUUCAAGAGAAACUGCUGUGGUUAUCAUGAAUCACAUCAACCUGGUUGAGUAUCUCAUGGAUGUGAAUCAAUGGUCUACUGUGUUUUCUGGCAUUGUUUCAAGAGCCAUGACUUUGGAAGUACUAUCUACAGGAGUAGCAGGAAACUACAAUGGAGCCUUGCAAGUGAUGACGGCUGAAUUUCAACUGCCUACUCCACUUGUUCCUACUCGAGAGAGCUACUUUGUAAGGUACUGUAAACAACAUGCAGAAGGGACUUGGGCUGUGGUUGAUGUUUCCUUGGACAACUUAAGACCUAGUCCGGCAGCAAGAUGCCGGAGAAGGCCAUCCGGAUGCCUGAUUCAAGAAAUGCCUAAUGGGUACUCAAAGGUUACAUGGGUUGAACAUAUUGAAGUGGAUGAUAGAGGUGUUCAUAAUCUAUACAAGCAACUAGUUAGCUCAGGCCAUGCCUUUGGAGCAAAACGUUGGGUUGCUACCCUGGAUAGGCAAUGUGAACGGCUAGCAAGUGCCAUGGCAACUAACAUUCCAACUGGCGAUGUUGGAGUAAUAACAAAUCAAGAAGGGAGAAAGAGCAUGCUGAAGCUGGCAGAAAGAAUGGUAAUAAGCUUCUUUGCUGGAGUGAGUGCAUCUACUGCUCAUACAUGGACGACAUUGUCUGGAACUGGGGCUGAUGAUGUGAGAGUCAUGACAAGAAAGAGCGUAGAUGAUCCUGGUAGGCCUCCUGGGAUUGUGCUUAGUGCUGCAACUUCCUUCUGGCUUCCUGUUCCACCUAAAAGGGUUUUUGAUUUUCUCCGUGAUGAGAAUUCUCGAAGUGAGUGGGAUAUUCUAUCAAAUGGAGGAGUUGUCCAAGAAAUGGCACAUAUUGCUAAUGGAAGAGAUACUGGCAAUUGUGUGUCCCUUCUUCGAGUAAAUGUAAGUGACACACAGAGUGCAAAUUCUAGCCAGAGCAACAUGCUGAUUUUACAAGAGAGUUGCACUGACCCAACAGCCUCUUUCGUCAUCUAUGCACCAGUUGAUAUUGUUGCCAUGAAUGUAGUACUUAAUGGUGGAGACCCAGAUUAUGUGGCUCUCCUUCCUUCAGGAUUUGCUAUUCUUCCUGAUGGAACCACCACACAUGGAGGAGGAAUCGGCGAAUCGGGUUCUGGUGGAUCUCUUCUAACAGUUGCUUUUCAAAUUUUAGUUGAUUCAGUUCCUACAGCCAAACUUUCUCUUGGAUCGGUUGCAACUGUGAACAAUUUGAUCGCUUGCACUGUUGAGAGGAUUAAGGCAGCUUUAUCUUGCGAGACCGCAUGAACUACAAAGUUUUAUAAUAAUUAUAGCUGUUAACUGAAGAAGGAAAAAAGAGAGAAAGGAAGCAUGAGAACACAGGGGGAGAUUUUGGCUUAUAGAGAAGAUGGAGAAGAGAAGUCAAGAGCGCACCUUACAUGAUCCUUAAUCAAUUUGGUGCUCAUGGGUGGUUUUUCUUUUAACUGGUAAGGGAAAUUAGGAAACUAAGCAUGAGUACUGUUAGGGAUUAGAGAGGUUCGGGAAUUGACUUCUUCCAAACCCCAGAAGUUUGAAGCUAAGAGAACGUGUUGGAAACCUUGUUUUGUACGAGGUUUCUUCUGCUUUUAACAUUGUAGCCUUUGUAGUUAUCUAGGGUUUUGCUGUAGGAGUUUGCCUAACUUAUGUCCUCUUUUUUCCUUCUUCAUAUUUGUUGUGUGUGUUUUUGAAGCAUAUCAGUAGAUGGAGAACCUCGCCAUCUACUGCUAAACAUUGGCUUCCCUUCUUUUUCUCCUCUUUUAAGAGCUUUUGAAAUAGACUUAUUUCUCUUUAUGUCUUA